AUGAUUUUAUUCGCCAAGAAGUCUCGCAAGGCAGCGGUGAUCGGGGGCGGGCUCCUGGGGCUGGAAGCAGCGAAAGCCGUCUACGACCUGAACCAGGAGACACACGUGCUGGAGAUGGCCCCGUACCUGAUGCCUGCACAGCUGGAUGCUCCUGGCGGCAAGGUCUUGGGCGAGAAGAUCAAAGACAUGGACAUCCGUGUCCACACCAGUGCGCGCUUGAGCAAGGUGGUGGUCGAGGACGGCGUGCUGAAGGGUAUCCGCCUCACCGACGCAGACAACGCCGAGGAGUACCUCCUGGAGUUCGACAUGUUGGUGGUGAGCGCCGGCAUUCGCCCGCGUGACGAGUUGGCGCGGUCGAGUGGGUUGUCGGUUGGCCAGCGCGGAGGGGUUGUGGUGAAUGAUCGCAUGCAAACCAGUGACCCCAAGAUCUUUGCGCUGGGCGAGGUGGCCUGUCACAAGAACCUCUGCUACGGGCUCAUUGCCCCUGGCUGGGACCAGGCCUCCGUUUUGGCUAAGAACUUCGAGCAUGCGACAUGGGAGAUGAAGUCCAAGGACAAGGAGGAAGCUGAGCCACCGCUCUACACGGGCAGCGAUCUCUCCACGAAGCUGAAGCUCUUGGGCGUUGACGUGGCGUCCUUUGGUAGCUCCCUGGAUUUCUGGUUCAAGAGACAGUGCCAUGACAAGGAAGCCAAAGAGCAGGGCUUGAGCUCCACGGUGCAGUUGGAUCCUUUCAGCGGCUUGUACCGAAAGCUCGUCUUCCAUGAGCAGACUCAGAAGCUCAUGGGGGGCCUCUUGGUUGGCAACGCGGACGAUUAUUUCAGCUUGCUGGGCCUCGCGAAGCAGGAUGACUUGGGCAAGAAGGCCCCAGUGGAUCUCUUCCUAGGCGGCAACUCGGAGGAGAGCGUAGAUGACUUGAAGGACGACGCGAUCGUCUGCCUGUGCCAAAAGGUCACCAAAAAGGACAUCGUCGAUGCCGUCAAGGAACAGGAUUGCAUGACGAUUCCUGACAUCAAGCGAUGCACCACUGCGGGAGCUGGCUGCGGUGGCUGUGUACUUGCCACUGGCUUCGUGCCCAAGAUCUUGAAGACCACGCUUGAGGCCUGUGGCAAGAAGGCCUUCACAGGAAUCAGCCCGAACUUCCCCUUCACGCGCAAGGAGCUCUUUGACAUCAUCAAGACCAAGGAGCUGAAGACCUGGGAGGAGGUCGUAGAGACCUGCGCGCGGGUUGGCAAGAUUGCUGAUCUGAAGAAGGGCCUGGGAGGAGACGAGGUUUGCAAGCCCGUGGUAGCCUCAAUUUUGGCAUCCCUCUGGCAGGAGAACCCGGUGAAGGAUGGCCUGAACAUGUUGCAGGACACCAACGAUCGGUUCUUAGCCAACAUCCAGCGCUCGGGCCAGUACUCGGUGAUCCCACGCGUCCCUGGGGGUGAGCUGACGCCCGACGAGCUCAUCUUGAUGGGCACCGUGGCCAAGAAGUACAACCUCUGGACCAAGGUCACAGGAGCCCAUAGAGCCCAGCGCAUUGGCCUCUUCGGUGCUAACGUUUGGCAGCUGCCAGACAUCUGGGAGGAGCUGUGCUAUGGAAAGAGUGCUUACGCGUCCGCAGAUGGCAAGGUCCUGACCAAGGUGGACACGGAUGGCAUGGAAUCCGGACACGCCUACGGCAAGGCUUUGCGAGCAGUGAAGAGCUGCGUCGGGACCAGCUGGUGUCGCUUCGGUGUGCAGGACUCUGUCGGCAUGGCCAACCGCAUCGAGCAGCGCUACAAGGGCUUCCGCGCUCCGCACAAGUGGAAGAUGGGCGUCUCGGGCUGCAUGCGCGAGUGUGCCGAGGCCCAGGGCAAGGACAUCGGCCUGGUCGCCACCACCAACGGCUGGAAUCUCUACAUCUGCGGCAACCACGGCACCUCGCCGAAGCACGCCACGCUCUUCAUGACGGACAUCUCCGACGAAGAGGCCAUCAAGUACAUCGACCGCGUGAUGAUGUACUACACCUUUACGGCCGACCCACUGACAAGGACCUCCAAGUGGCUGGAGAACCUGGAGGGCGGCAUCGAGUUCCUUAGAGAGGUCGUCGUCGACGACAAGCUGGGCGUGCCAGCCGCGUUUGAGCAGUUCGCCAACGUCGAUGACAAGAAGUAUGGGGAUUUGGAGUGGACCGCCCAGCGCAAGCAGAAGAAGAUCGCGGUGGAGGACCUGCCCACCGUCAUUGGCCCAGCAAAGAUCGGCAAAGGCAAUGCCGACGCGUCCUGGCGCUGGGUCGAUGUGGGCGAGGAGAGUGCCUUCCCGGCCAACGCCGGCUUUGCGGUGAAGGUCAGCAACUCGGAACUGGCCGUCUACAACCACAUUGCUGCUGGCAAGUGGUAUGCUACCCAGAACUCGUGCCCCCACAAGCAGCUGCAAGUGCUCUCCCGUGGAAUGAUCGGCUUUCAGGGCGAUGUGCCAAAGGUGGCUUGCCCGAUCCACAAGAACACCUACAACUUGGAGACCGGGAAGGGCAUCAGCAAUGCAGGCCUCAACUUGGCCAACUUCGACGUAAAGCUGGAGAACGGCCGC
This is a messenger RNA of Symbiodinium pilosum, 2550 nucleotides long. The record is from the annotation of a GenBank genome assembly. Lineage: Eukaryota; Dinophyceae; Suessiales; Symbiodiniaceae.